UAACACGCUCGUUGCAGGGGAGGAAAAAGGCCUUAAUGGAAAUCAGAAGUCGUGACCAUACGUGGCACGUGAAGUGCAGGAAAUGCUCUCAGCCGGACUGUGGAUGGCAGCAACGCGAGAGAAGGAGUGUGGCGCUGCCUUGGCCGAAGUAUGCGCCAGCGCAGACUUCGGCAGUGCAACUUUAAAUUCAACGCGACACGCUCGUCAGCAGUGUGAAAGGAGUCUUCGUGCCCGAGCACAGAGUAAUUCCGCGUGAAAAAUCACGGACGAUGAGAGAGUGGCCACUUGCAACGCCUUCUUCAGUUUCCGUCGAAAACGUACAAAGGACGUACAGCCACGCCUCGCCACUUCCGGAAAUAGUAGAUAACAGUACUUCCAGAAGUGUGUAAAAAUCGAUAUCACCAUCGAUCUCGAUGCAUCCAGUCAGCUGAUUGGCUCUGCAGAGGGGGGAGGGGCUGGAACUCCCGCUUGCGACAAGUUAAAAAUGCCGCCCGCAGAGCGCUCCGAAUCAAUACAGCCGGCCUGUACCACGUGACCUGGCAGCGGGCAGCGCCAGCCAAUGGCCGAGCAGUGAAAAGUUUUGUUAAGUGGUCGCGCCGACGAGGACGCCUCCAGCGGGUGCAGGCGGAAAGCAGUCAGUGAGUGCGAGUAGCCCUCUGCGGCAGGAGCGAGACGUGAUGUAGUGUCGUCGUCGCCAGGUCACCAUGGAAGAAGCUCAGGUGCUCUUCACGGAGCUGCCGGUGCUGCACCACCGCCACCAUCACCACCACCAACCUUACUACCUGCACCAGCCGCACCUUCAGCUGGCACCACGGGAACCAUCGCCGCCACCCAAUCAAACGCAUGUGUCGUGCUUAUACCCCGAGAUCCUGGCCCUCAUCUUCGGCUACCUGGAGGUGCGCGACAAGGGACGAGCGGCGCAGGUGUGCGUCUCGUGGAGAGACGCGGCGUACCACAAGUCCGUGUGGCGCGGCGUCGAAGCCAAGCUGCACCUGCGGAGAGCCAACCCGUCCCUGUUCCUGUCCCUCGUGCGACGCGGCAUCCGGAGGGUCCAGGUUCUGUCCCUGCGACGCAGUCUCAGGGACGUGGUGCAGGGCAUCCCGAACUUGGAGUCCCUGAACCUCAGCGGGUGCUACAACGUGACGGACAUCGGUCUGUCGCACGCCUUCGUGUCGGACGUGCCGAUGCUGACUCAGCUGAACCUGUCGCUGUGCAAGCAGGUGACGGACACCAGUCUCGGACGCAUCGCGCAGUUCCUCAAGAACCUCGAGGUGCUGGAACUCGGCGGCUGUUGCAACGUGACCAACACGGGUCUGCUGCUUAUCGCGUGGGGGCUGAAGAACCUGCGACGCCUCAACCUGAGGUCCUGCUGGCACGUGUCGGACCAGGGAAUCAGCCACCUGGCCGGCCUGAACCGCGAAACGGCGAACGGCAACCUGGCGCUCGAGCACCUUGGCCUGCAGGACUGCCAGCGGCUGUCGGACGAGGCCCUCAAGCACGUGUCCGUCGGCCUCACGGGCCUCAAGAGCAUCAAUCUUAGUUUCUGUGUAAGCAUAACCGACAGUGGACUUAAGCACUUGGCUAAGAUGGUGUCUCUCCGCGAACUGAACUUGCGGUCGUGCGAUAACAUAUCUGACAUUGGCAUGGCGUACCUCGCGGAGGGCGGGUCGCGGAUAUCCUCCCUGGACGUGUCUUUCUGCGACAAGAUCGGCGACCAGGCCCUGGUGCACGUGUCGCAGGGCCUGUUCAACCUGCGAUCCCUGUCCCUCAGCGCGUGCCAGAUAUCUGACGAUGGGAUCUGCCGCAUCGCGAGGACGCUGCACGACCUGGAGACGCUCAACAUCGGGCAGUGUAGCCGAAUCUCGGACAAGGGCUUGCAGACCAUCGCCGAGUGCCUCCGAAACUUGCGCUGCAUAGACUUGUACGGCUGUACGCGGAUCAGCACCGUCGGCCUGGAGCGGAUCAUGAAGUUGCCUCAGCUCAGCACCCUGAAUCUGGGGCUGUGGCACGUCAGGUGAAACCGGCCUCCGACUGUGCGUGGUGCGGGUUCGAGUCUCGGUGGUGCCGCCACCUUCGCUGAUGGCGACAAACCGCUGCUUUUGUCCGAGUCAGAUGGGGAGAAACGAGAAAAAGUUGGGGUUGAAGGGAAUGAACUUACCCCGGAGCGCGCAGACGCCGAUCUAAAAAUGGCCACGGCCGGAUGCAUCGUCUUUAGGUGUCUGGACAGAUUGCCCGUGGAUCCACCCACAAAGCUAACUGGUUUGUGGCAAUAAUUGCACGCGGCUUUAUUUCUAACAUUCGGCAAUUCCACGAAGUGAAACCAAAUUUCACUCCUCUUGCGUGAUGUAGUCAUCUGAAAAUGUUUCAUCAAAAACCAUACUCAAUUACGGGCAGACGCAAGCCUACACAAAUCAAUUACUAGACUAAAUUAUUAGUGCGCCUAUGCAAGAGAUUGUGAUGGCACGUGAAUUACGUAAUAACAUUUUUUUUCCUUCACUUACCUCGAAAAAUAAAACGACGAAAAACUGUGUUUUGAAUUAAGUAAAAUAAUACAACUGCCGUGGACAAAAUAUCUGUCGGCGUUUCAGACAGGGUGGUAAUCGCGAUCAGCCGAAAUGGGCAGCGAAUGUGACCCGUGGCGUCCACCUGCAAGAGGUCAGCGCAGAUUGGAAACAAGGAAAACGUGUACAGAUUCUCUCACGAUCGAGUCUCAACUGGAAAUGGGCUGAGGAACGAUCCGGUUCGUCGUCGGUCUGGAUCCGAGCUGAUCCGAGUGCCUUUGGCGGAGGGGGAACGGAAAAGACCGAUCUGCCGAGUGUUGGAGGUGACGAUGGUGGCGGUGGUGGGGAAGAUUCGGGUCUCGCAAACAAGGAACACACUGCCAUUUGCCAUUUGCCAUUGGUUCUCAAACGAUACGUCUGUAACAGAAAUUCUGUAACACACUAGAAGCUCAAAGGCGAUAAUACUGGCACUGGAUGGCGUCUAAGAGACGACAGUGUCAUGCAGACAACGGGUACAAAAGGUGGUCGAAAUACUCUUGUAAGAUCCAUCUUAAUAUUGCCCUCCCAUCAGCAUCGGAGUCCACCCUGUUGUAAGCUCGGAUAUUGACCUGGGGGUUUAUGACCGGAAUGUGUAUGAAUUUCUCUACCUCUAUGCGUGCUACAUGCAAAACUCACCUCGACGUUGUCACCCUGAUAAUAAUAUUCAUGAAGAGUACAAACUAUGAAGCUCCUCAUCAUCACAUGUUCUCCAUUCUCUUUUAAACUGAUACUGA
Zootermopsis nevadensis is the source of this 3274-nucleotide messenger RNA. It is a transcript of the gene Ppa, whose product is annotated as F-box and leucine rich repeat protein partner of paired. The record is from RefSeq and is a predicted model, not a curated record. Gene Ontology annotation, biological process: SCF-dependent proteasomal ubiquitin-dependent protein catabolic process. Gene Ontology annotation, molecular function: protein binding. Lineage: Eukaryota; Metazoa; Arthropoda; Insecta; Blattodea; Termopsidae. Gene Ontology annotation, cellular component: SCF ubiquitin ligase complex.